Molecule: messenger RNA, 4905 nt
Organism: Xyrauchen texanus (razorback sucker)
Lineage: Eukaryota; Metazoa; Chordata; Actinopteri; Cypriniformes; Catostomidae
Product: segment polarity protein dishevelled homolog DVL-3-like
Exons: 15
Coding region: 431-2473 (680 amino acids)
Biological process (GO): canonical Wnt signaling pathway; intracellular signal transduction
Cellular component (GO): cytosol
Molecular function (GO): frizzled binding
Source: RefSeq, a predicted model, not a curated record
GCCUGAGGCGGAGAAAAUGUAACUUUUUUCACACCUACCACCCCUCUCCGCUAGAGGGAGCGCGUCUCCCUGGGCAUUCGGCUUCAAUGAAAGCAACACAAAACCCUCUUUAAGGAGAGCAGGCAGACGGUAUUCCUGACCAAAAUAUUCUUCUUUAUCACACAUUUCACCCUUUAUUCUCUGUUUUUAUAAAGCGGAAUACAGUGACAUGAGAACAUGGAUCGAUAAUCGCCUUUGAAACCCAUCACUUCAUGGAAUAUUUGCGCUGAUAUAGAAGAUUAUUGGGAACUCCGAAGGAAGGCAAGGCAAGAAAGGGAUAAACAAAAAAAUUCAACUGGCGGGUGAAAGAGGCGAGAACCCCGUUCUGGAGGGGCAUCUGGGGACCCCCUGCGCUGGAUGACCGCUGUUCACUUCUCCCCGGCGGUCUGCAAUGGGGGAGACUAAAGUUAUUUACCAUCUCGACGACCAGGAAACUCCAUACCUGGUUAAACUGCCCAUCCCUGCCGAAAGGGUCACCCUUUUGGACCUGAAAAAUGCUCUCAAGAAGCCAAACUUCAAGUUUUUCUUUAAAUCUAUGGACGAUGACUUUGGGGUGGUCAAGGAGGAAAUUACAGACGACAAUGCAAAGCUUCCCUGUUAUAAUGGCCGUGUGAUUUGCUGGCUGGUGUCAUCGGAUGGCUCCCACUCAGAUGGAUGUUCGGUGGCUGAGAGUCAAUCCGAGCGGCCACCGUCUCAUGAGAGAAGCCAAGGCAUUGGAGAUUCCAGACCCCCGUCCUUCCAUCCAAAGGCUGUAGGCAGCCAGCAUGGAGUAGAUGACGACACAGAGACUGAUUCAGUGGUGUCACACAGGAGGGAGAGAUCAGACAGAUCACGCAGGAAACACUCACAUGAUCACUCAGGAGCACGAUCGAAUGGCUACUCUCGUGGAGGCAAAGGAAUGGAUCUGGGAGGUUUUGACAUCUGUGACAGCCGUUCUUCUCUCAUGAGCAGUGAACUGGAAUCAAGCAGCUGUUUUGACUCGGAUGACGUCUCCACCAGCCGUUUUAGCAGUGUUACAGAGCAAAGUAGCUCAUCUCGGCUAAUGAGACGGCAUCGCCGCCGGAGACGCAAACCUAAAGCCCAACAAAUGGAGAGGUCGUCAUCUUUCAGCAGCAUCACUGACUCCACCAUGUCACUGAAUAUCAUCACUGUCACUUUAAAUAUGGAGAAGUAUAACUUUCUGGGCAUCAGUAUUGUGGGUCAGAGUAAUGAACGGGGUGAUGGAGGCAUCUACAUCGGCUCAAUAAUGAAGGGCGGAGCGGUAGCAGCUGACGGACGCAUCGAGCCUGGUGACAUGCUGCUUCAGGUGAAUGACAUCAACUUUGAGAACAUGUGCAAUGAUGAUGCUGUACGCGUGCUGAGGGAGAUUGUGCACAAGCCUGGACCUGUCUCGCUCACUGUAGCCAAGUGCUGGGACCCAAACCCGAACAGCUGCUUCGCUUUACCCAGGAGUGAGCCCAUCCGGCCCAUUGAUCCUGCAGCAUGGGUGUCCCAUACAGCAGCCAUGACGGGCGUUUACCCCCCCUAUGGCAUGAGCCCUUCCAUGAGCACCGUCACCUCCACCAGCUCCUCCAUUUCCAGCUCCAUCCCAGAGACUGAGAGAUUUGAUGACUACCACCUGUCCAUCCACAGCGACAUGGCAACAGUUGCAAAAGCGAUGGCCUGUGCAGACUCAGGACUAGAAGUUCGAGACAGGAUGUGGUUGAAGAUCACUAUAGCCAAUGCUUUCAUAGGCUCAGAUGUGGUCGACUGGCUGUUUCAUCAUGUGGAAGGGUUUGCAGAUCGCCGUGAAGCACGCAAGUACGCCAGCAACCUGCUGAAGGCCGGCUUCAUCCGCCACACUGUCAACAAAAUCACCUUCUCUGAACAGUGCUACUACAUCUUUGGAGACCUUUCUGGCAAUAUGGCUCACCUCUCUCUGCAUGACCACGAUGGGUCGAGCGGGGCAUCUGAUCAGGACACUCUAGCUCCAUUACUGCACCCCACUGAAGCUCCCUGGCCUACAGCGUUCCCUUACCAGUACCCCACAACACAUUCCCACCCGGAGCCAGCUCACAACUACUCUGAAGCAGGUGGAGGCAGUGCAGGCAGCCAGCACAGUGAAGGGAGCAGUGGUUCAAACUGCAGUUGGAGCCGGACUGAAGGGAAAACAGCAACUGGAGACUUCAGGUUGGGAGGGGGCAGCGAGAUGGGUGAUGCACUUGAGUUUGACUUCCGCAGAGACAGAGCUCCUAGUGAGCGCUUAGCGGCGCCCCCCAGUGAGGGCAGCGUGCGGAGCUCACGAUCUCACAGCUACAGCCUGAAGCAGGGAUCAACACGAGGGUCUCCAGGGUCUCCAUCCGGCCGCCAUCUCGCCAACAUUCCCCCCGAACUCACCGGCUCACGCCGCUCUUGCAACACAGCCAAUGGGGAAUUCUUUGUCGACAUCAUGUGACUGUUUAGAGCAGAAGUGCCCAAAUAUUUUUUGCCUUAUGGAUUACAAUAAACUGACCUACUAGUGCAAGCAAUUAGAAUUAGGAUUAGAGUUGACCGAGAGAUCAGUAGCUUGUGAACCCCAACAUUAUUUAGGUUUUAGAAAUUAGUAUACUAAAACUAUAAGCAACAUCAGUUGCUUGCAUUCUGCCUCUGAAAAUUGUGUCAUCAUCUACUCAACCUCAUGUUCUUCCGCAUGACUUUCUUCUGUGGAACACAAAAGAAAAUGUCACCAUUCACUUUCAUUGGAUCUUUGUUUUCACUGAAAGUGAAAGGUGACUGAGGCUGUCAUUCUGCUUAACAUCUUUUGUGUUUAACAGUAGAAAGUAAACCAUACGAGAUUGAAACACCACAAGGGUGGCUAAUAAACCAUUUAUUUUGGAUGAAUUGUCCCUUUUUUAUGAAAUCACUUCAAAAUAGCAAUGUAUUGGAAACAUAUCCUUUUAUUGACAAAAAAGGAGACAUUUUGUGGGUAAAUAGCAAUAAUUCAAUAGGAUUUAGUUAAAAACACUAUAUCGGAGUGAGGAUUCAAGGUGAAUGUAGUCCAACCAAGGGCAUAAAUGUUAAAUUUUGAAGAGCAAUUUGUGUUGUACUCUUUUUUUUUUUUCUGCCUUUUACAUUUUUACUCAGUAAAUUUCUCAUGCAGACAUUUCAUUACUCAUGGAAAUUGUAUUUACUGAGAAUAUAUUUUUCAGUGUUUGGCAGCAAUUUUGUAUUGGGAGAAAUUUUUUAAGUACCAUGUUAAGGAGAUUUUCUUUCUUUUUUUGUUUUUAUAUAAAUAUAGUUUUAUUGUGACAAGCUUGGAGUAUCCUUGCGUUUGUGUGUUUUUGGUAAAUCUGUUCAAAUAAGGUUCUAGGAUUAAGAAUGCGUGAAAGAAUGUGACAUUUCUCUUAAUCUGGAAUCCAGAUGUUUCCUUGUUUGUCUACAUCUAUUUCCAUUGUUGGCAAAUAUUGACGUUCACCAACCUUUCUAAAUUUAAUUUCUUGAGCUUAAAAAGGCAGUCUGCAAGUAUUGUUUUGGGAAGAAACAAAGUAGCCACUGCAUGCUAAUAUUGCCAGUAGUAUUUUGUAGAAUAAAUUUAAGUUACAGGUUUAUAUUGAGGAUAAGUAUUGAACAUUGAUUUUUUUAGCAUAUUCCCUAGAUUAUCAAGUGGACAAUUAAUUCCACUGAAACAAAGAUAAUCCGACUAUGGAGCUUCACCUAGAAGAACUGUCAUGGGCUUUCACAUUUGUGUCGGGACAUGCGUUUUACAUAAUGUAUACAAUUUAUCAAAACAAUAUUUAUUGGUGAAAACAAUGUUGACCAACAUAAAAACAAUAAAACAACAAUCCGACUGUAACGGUGAAAUUUCUUUAGCUGGUGCGCCAAGGUAAACGGAGUGAGGGUCAGCUAAUGAAAGAGAGGGAGAAAUGGAGAGUUAUAAAGAUUGCAAGGAGGAGUUUAAAUGAUUCAGAAUAAUCAUUCACAGAUAAUUUAUGGUGAUUUGAAAACCCAGCACAAACUAAUAUGUCAAUGUGUAUGUGUGUUACUCAAAAAACACUUAACUGAAAUCACAAUACACUACUGUUAUGUGUUUGUUUAUUUCAGGUGCAAUAAGUCAUUUUAUGUGGUGUUUGGUAAGACAAGCAUCACUAUUACUCAAAUCUAAACAUUUUAGACUUUGGGAUCUAAACAAAGCUUAUGGACAUUUAGGCAUGAACUUCUGUACAGCUUGUGGAAAAACUAAAAUAAUUAGCAUUUAAUUUAAAGGUUAGUUGUUUUUAGAGAUUUGAGGUUACAGAGUGCUGUACACAAGCUUUAAAUCAUGACUGCACCACUAUAAAUCCUGAAGAUGUCAGUAUUUAUAGGGAGUAAAUAUUAGAGAUUUCAUAAAAUAUCCACAGUCUAGUCAGCUCUGUUGAUGGCUUGAAGCCACAGCAGUCUACAAGAGGCAUUGAUCUGUUUCUCACCCACACCUAUCAUAUCACUUCAGAAGACAUGGAUUAAAUCACUGGAGUCUUAUGGAUAAAUGUUUUGCUCCCCAAAUGUGAAUUUUGGGCCUUCAAAGUUCUGGUCACCAUUCACUUGCAUUGUGAGGACCUACAAAGCUGAAAUAUUCUUCUAAAUAUCUUUGUGUUCAGCAGAAGAAAGAAAUUUAGGAUGGCAUGAGGGUGAGUAAAUGAGAGAAUUUUCAUUUGAGUGAACUAUCCCUUUAAGAAUUUGUCAUCGAGUUCAAUUUAUGCCUUUUCCUCUUCCACUUAUUCUAAUUAAUUGUUUUGUCAUUGUUUUUAUUUUAUUUUUUUCUUCAGUAUUUGUUUGAGUUUUUUUAUUGUUUUUAUUUUAUUAUUAAACAUUAGUCUUUAAAUGUUUUUACCCUCUGGUCUGUGAAGCACGUUGAACUGUACUGUAUGAAAG